UUGUUGCCACGGCCGCGGCCGCAGGACGGGCACGGGCGCGGGCGCGGCUCCGGAUCCUCCCCGUUCACAACCGCGCUCCGAGCGGCCGGGGGAGGGGGGGGCGCGGCGUGACGUCAGCACGGUGAUGUAACAGCAGCCCCCCCCCCCUUCCCCGGUUCGGGGGGGGAGGCGGCGGCGAAACCCCCCCAAAACCCCCGAUCCCCCCCGAGACCCCGCCCCAACAUGGCGGCGGCGGCGGGGGGCGGGGUCUCGCCGGGGGGCGGAGCCUCGCUGGAGGAGGAGUGCGAGGUUGUGCGCGUGCGCGUCAAGAAGAGCGAGGGGCAGCAGCCGCCCGAGUUCCGCUCGUUCGCCGUGGACCCGCAGAUCACCUCGCUGGAUGUGCUGCAGCACAUCCUGGCCCGAGCCUUCGACCUGCAGGGGAAGAAAAGCUUCGUGCUGAGCUUUGCGGCGCGGGACGGGCAGGGCCAGGACACCUUUGUGCCUCUGCUGAGCGAUGGUGACCUGGCCAACGCCUUCACCUGCGCCCGGCCCACCCUGAGGCUGCGCCUGGAUGUCAGGAACCCCCCCGACAGCCCGUUGCUGGAGGACUGGGACAUCAUCAGCCCGCGGGAGGUGGCGGCGGCCGAGCCUCUCCCCGAGCGCCGCUCGCUGCUGGCGGCCGCCCUGCCCUUCACCCAGGCGCUGCUGGCACAGGUGGGCCGGACGCUGGCGCGGGCGCAGGCGGCCCUGGCGUGGCCCGAGGGGACCCCGGCGGUGUCGCCGCCCCCUCCCCCUCCCCCGCCCUGCGCCCCCCUGAGCGACGCCGACCUGAGGUCGUACCUGGGCCCAGGUGGGCGCCUGCUGCGGCCCCAGGAGCUGCGGCUGCACGUCUUCCACGGCGGCGUCGAGCCCGGCCUGCGCAAGGUGGUCUGGCGUUACCUGCUGAACGUUUUCCCCUCGGGCCUCACGGGCCAGGAGCGCCUGUCCCACCUGCGCCUGAAGGCGGCCGAGUACUCCUCUCUGAAGGUGGCCCUGGCCACCCGCACGCCGCCGGCCGAGCUGGCCCAGGUGGCCGCCGCCGUCCGCAAGGACGUGGUGCGCACCGACCGCGCCCACCCUUACUUCGGCGGCCCCGAGGAAGGUCACCCUCACCUGGCCGCCCUCCAGGCCCUGCUGACCACCUUCGCCCUGGGCCACCCGCGCCUGUCCUACUGCCAGGGCAUGUCGGACGUGGCCGCGCCGCUCUUGGCCGUGCUGGACGACGAGGCCCAAGCUUACCUGUGCUUCUGCUCCUUGAUGCGCCGCCUCGCGCCGCGCUUCCGCCCCGGCGGCCGCGGCCUCUCGCGGGCGUUCGCUCACCUGCGGCGGCUCCUGCGCCGCGCCGACCCGGCCUUCUGGGCGUUCCUGGCGGCGCGCGGCGCUCACGACCUGCUCUUCUGCUACCGCUGGUUGUUGUUGGAGCUCAAGCGGGAGUUCGCCUUCGAGGACGCCCUGAAGGUGUUGGAGAUCACCUGGAGCUCGCUGCCGCCGGCGCCGGCGCCGCCGCGCCCCGGGGUGCCGCUGCUGGGGGCGCCCCUGGGGGCGCGCAGGGCGGGGAGGGGCUGGAGGGAGAGGAGGGGGCUGCGGCCGCGGCCGCCCAGGGGUGCUGGUGGUGGUGGUGGGGUGACGGAAGGUUCUGGAGCUGGGUUUGGGGGUUUGAAGGGUUCUGGGGGUGGUUUGGAGGGUUCUGGAGAUGUUGCCAGUGGUUCCAAGAGCUCCAGCGAUGUUCUGGAAGGUUCUAAGAGCAUCCAGGAAGGUCCCAAGAGCUCCAAUGAUGUUCUGGAAGGUUCUAAGAGCAUCCAAGGAGGUCCCAAGAGCUCCAGUGAUGUUCUGGAAGGUUCUAAGAGCAUCCAGGAAGGUCCCAAGAGCUCCAGUGAUGUUCUGGAAGGUUCCAAGAGCAUCCAAGAAAGUCCCAAGAGCUCCAGUGAUGUUCUGGAAGGUCCCAAGAGCUCCAGUGAUGUUCUAGAAGGUUCCAAGAGCAUCCAAGGAGGUCCCAAGAGCUCCAGUGAUGUUCUGGAAGGUUCUAAGAGCAUCCAAGGAGGUCCCAAGAGCUCCAAUGAUGUUCUAGAAGGUUCCAAGAGCAUCCAGGAAGGUCCCAAGAGCUCCAGUGAUGUCCUCAAGAGUCCCAAGAGCUCCAGUGAUCUUCUAGAAGGUUCUGAGAGCAUCCAGGAAGGUUCCAGGAGCUCCAGAGAUGACUCCAAGAGCUCCAGCGACGUCCCCGGUGGUGCUGGGGACAGCCAGGAGGGUCCCAGGAGCUUGAAGAAGGUUCAGGAAGGUUCCGAGAGCUCCAGGAAGGUCCAGGGGAGACCCCCCAGGGAUGGUGGAGAAGCCCCCGAGGACUCCUGGGGUGGCCCCAGGAGGGUGGAGGAGGCCACGGACGCCCUGGAGAUGGAGCAGAGACCCCAGAGCCUCUGCUGGGGGGCUGGGGGUGACCCCAGGAGAGGACACGGUGACCACAGAGAGGGCCAUGGGCCAGGAGAAGGACGAGGUGACCCCAGAGGAGGACGAGGUGACCUCAGAGAGGUUCAGGGUGACCUUGGAGAUGGACACAGCUUUGGAGAAGGCCACCACGACCCCAGGGAUGGCCACAACAUCUCCAAGGAUGACCACAAGUCCAAGGAUGACCACCAGAACCCCAAAGAUGGCCACCAUGACUUCAAGGAUGGCCACCAUGACCCCAGGGAUGGCCACCAUGACCCCAAAGAUGGCCACCAUGACUUCAAGGAUGGCCACCAUGACCCUAAGGAUGGCCACCAUGACCCCAGGGGUGACUACCAUGACCCCAGGGAUGGUCACAACUCCAAGGAUGACCACCACAGCCCCAAGGAAGACCACAACGACCCCACACACGACCACCACGACCUCAAGGACGACCACCACCACCCCAAAACCACCCCCACCAACCCCACCACCCCCGAAGACCCUUGGGGUGGCCGUUGGGCUUGGGAAGACCCUUCCUCCUCCUCCUCCUCCUCCUCGUGCUCCUCAGGCUCCUCCUCCUCGGACGAGGAGGUGACGGUGGAGGACGACGGAGCUCCUCUGCCACCGCCAGAAGAGCUGGGCCAGGGGAACCCCUUCCUGCUCUUCGUCUGCCUCGCUAUGCUGCUGGAGCAGCGCGACGCCGUCAUGGCGCGCGCCGGCGACUACAACGAGGUGGCCAUGCACUUCGACCGCCUGGUGCGGCGCCACCACCUGCCCCGCGUCCUGCGCCGCGCCAAGGGGCUCUUCGCCAGGUACCUGGAGGGGUGGGGAGGGUCCGCGCCCGGGGGAGAGCAGCUGGGGUCUCCAUCGGGGUAA
Molecule: messenger RNA, 3315 nt
Organism: Poecile atricapillus (Black-capped chickadee)
Lineage: Eukaryota; Metazoa; Chordata; Aves; Passeriformes; Paridae
Product: TBC1 domain family member 25-like
Exons: 8
Coding region: 223-3315 (1030 amino acids)
Biological process (GO): activation of GTPase activity; regulation of autophagosome maturation
Cellular component (GO): autophagosome
Molecular function (GO): GTPase activator activity
Source: RefSeq, a predicted model, not a curated record